Molecule: messenger RNA, 3000 nt
Organism: Neoarius graeffei (lesser salmon catfish)
Lineage: Eukaryota; Metazoa; Chordata; Actinopteri; Siluriformes; Ariidae
Gene: fbxo42
Product: F-box protein 42
Exons: 10
Coding region: 439-2448 (669 amino acids)
Molecular function (GO): protein binding
Source: RefSeq, a predicted model, not a curated record
AGCAUAAAACAGGAAGUUGACAGGUUUUAGUCGGUUUUGAGAAAAGCCCUGCUUCUUCAGAAUGACAGAAACAUUUUUACUUCACAUGCAGAUAGUUAGCAGCUUGAGGAGUUCAGAAAUGCGCUGGGGAUUUGUCUUUUGUUCAUGUCAAGAAAGCUGAGACCAAAAAAAAAAGAAAAAAUUAAUAAUAAUACAGGACAGUCUGCAGAACGCGAGCACGCGCGUCAUCCAGAACGCGCCCACGCCGAGGGCGUCAGGGAGGGCUUUACGUGCGCGCUCCCGUGUCCGUGCGUAAGGUGCUGCUGUAGGGAGGAAGAUGGCGGAUGUUUGGAGUGUGGAGCGCAGCAGCAGCCGUAGGAGCUGAUAAAGGGAAUCAACAAACGGCAGCGAUUAAAGGACGCAACAGGACGGGAAAAGGAGGACGCACACACUGGCAGCAUGUCUCGCUUCUCUGAUGGCGAGGACGGCUGCUUUGUUGCCAUGGACAUGGGGGACGCUGGUGCCGCUUCACUGCGGAGCCACGUUGAUGACCAGACCACAGCGACGGAGAUGACAGGCAGCUCAAACAGCGCAAAGCAUCCUGGGAAAAGCUCCCAGACAGCCAUGGGGGAGUUGCCGGAAGAGGUGCUGGAGUACAUCCUGUCCUUCCUCUCACCGUAUCAGGAGCACAAGACUGCCGCCCUGGUGUGCAAACAGUGGUAUCGCCUCAUCAAAGGUGUAGCGGAUCAGUGUUACCAUGGUUUCCUGAGGGCAGUUCAGGAAGGGAACAUUCAGUGGGAGAGUCGCACCUACCCAUAUCCUGGAACCCCCAUCACACAACGCUUCUCCCACAGUGCAUGUUACUACGAUUCAAACCAGUCGAUGUACGUGUUUGGUGGCUGCACACAAAGCAGCUGUAAUGCUGCAUUUAAUGACCUGUGGAGACUCGACCUGAACAGUAAGGAGUGGAUACGACCACUCGCUUCAGGCUCGUACCCGUCUCCUAAAGCUGGCGCCACGCUGGUGAUGUUUAAGGAUCUGCUGGUGCUGUUUGGAGGCUGGACCCGCCCCAGUCCGUACCCUCUGCACCAACCCGAGCGCUUCUUCGAUGAGAUACACACCUACUCUCCUUCCAAAAACUGGUGGAACUGCAUCGUGACGACUCAUGGUCCUCCACCCAUGGCUGGUCACUCCUCCUCUGUCAUUAAUAACAUGAUGGUGGUGUUCGGUGGCUCUCUCGGAGCUCGACAGAUGAGUAAUGAGGUGUGGGUUCUGGAUCUUGAGCAGUGGUCCUGGUCCAAACCUAUCAUCACGGGCUCGGCUCCUCACCCCCGCGGUGGUCAGAGUCAGGUUGUGGUAGACGGUGAGACGCUGCUCAUCCUGGGGGGCUGCGGCGGCCCGAACGCUUUGUUGAAAGACGCCUGGUUGUUGCACAUGGGCUCCCCCACCUGGUCAUGGCAGCAACUGCGAGUCGAGAACGAGGAACACGGAGCUCCUGAACUCUGGUGCCACCCAGCCUGCAAGGUGGGGGUGUGUGUGGUUGUUUUCUCACAGGCUCCAUCCGGCCGUGCCCCUUUGAGCCCGAGCCUGAAUUCCCGACCUUCUCCCAUCAGUGCCACGCCCCCUCCGCUCGGCCCAGACACUCCCCCUUUGCGAUCACAGUCUCCUGUGCGCUCUGGUGUUGUCCUUGGCAAUGUGGAGGAGGCUCCUUGCGUCAAUGGACGCUGGGGAACUCUCCGACCACGCCCAGCAACUAUUAGGGGCGGAGCCAGAGAUGGAAGUCCCUCGUCUUCGCAGCAGCCAUCUCCGUUACAGGCUCCAGACAGCCCACCUUUGCUUAAUGGCGCUUCCCCUUCCCCUCGUACUAGUCCCUCCCACCCACACAGUCAUGCCCACUUACCGACAGAUUAUGGAUGGGAGUCUCCGCCCUCUUCGGCAUCAACAUCAUCAGUGGCUCUGCCCUCUUUGGAUCAGCCGAACACAAAUGGCAUUCACACUCCGCCAGGUGCCGUUUCUCCUGCUGCGCUCCGCAGAGGCCUGGAAGCUGUUAAAUCCCUCGCAUCGUCAUCUCCUUCAUCCUCGUCUUCCUCUAACCCCGCCCCGAGCUCUAGCCCUGCCUCAUUAAGCCCACCGCAGGUUGAAGGACACUCGAUCCCUCCUAUUGCACGUCGCCUGGGCCACUCGGUUCCCCCACAGAGCCUGAACGUGGGGAAGCCGCUUUAUCAAGCGCUCAGCUGUAAACCCAUGCAGAUGUACGUGCUGGACAUUUCACGAGCCAAAAAAGAUGGUGUUGUGGCAUGGCGCGUCUUUGGCAGCGGUGCCGUCACUGGGCCUCCUGAAACGAGUCUGCAUACAGUGGUGCAGGGCAGAGGAGAGCUCAUCAUCUUCGGCGGGCUCAUGGACAAAAAGCAGAACGUCAAAUAUUACCCCAAAACCAAUGCCUUGUAUUUCGUACGUGCUAAAAGGUAAUGAGAGAGCGCAAGGACAGUGUGUGAGAUUUGGGAUGGUCAGAUUGUGGAUUUACCCACAUUCUGAUGUGGACACUAACAUAAUGAGACCUGCCUUGUCGGGAGAGACGAGAACGACUCCUGCGUCACAUUCCCAACACUAAUUCCUCAGCUCUCCUGAGAAAUCAAUUUUGACACAAUGAAGAACCAUUGAUGUGUGACUGCUUUUCCUGACCUUCUCUCUCCCUCUUUCUGUGUGUGUGAGAGAGAGAGUUUGAGAGAUUAAAAACUGAAGGAACUGUUCCUCCCUUUCCUGCAAGAGCGUCUCAUUGCAGAUGAACGGGCCAGAAAAUGGAGGAACGCUGCUGACUACCACGCUUUUAUAUUUCACUUCCUGCCUGCAUUGUUUACAUUUAAAAUAUGAGCGAAGUGUGUGUGUGUGUGUGUGUGUGUGUGUGUGUGUGUGUGUGUGUGUGUGUAAGAGAGAUGUUUUGGAAGGGACUGGGAGGGAAAGGGAGGGUCCUGUUGCAGUGUAACCCGAUACAAAAUCAAACAAUAAAGGCCUUCAAGUCUG